This is a messenger RNA of Saccostrea cuccullata (small rock oyster), 1888 nucleotides long. RefSeq lists its product as uncharacterized. Bases 202 to 1278 code for a protein of 358 amino acids. Lineage: Eukaryota; Metazoa; Mollusca; Bivalvia; Ostreida; Ostreidae. The transcript has 3 exons. The record is from RefSeq and is a predicted model, not a curated record.
GUAGAGCAGACGACCCGGUGUAGUGCAGCAACUACUACUAGGCCUAUUUACCGAUGGUCAAAAUAACUAGAGGUAUUUUUUAUCAGUUCAACUUAAAAUGAAGGAUAUGCAGCAUGGAGUCUACAGCCAUGGUUAUUACUUUUGCUCAUAGCUUAGAAGUAAUUUGAUUCUGAUCGGUUGUUUGUCCUUAAAAGGAUCAAAAUGGAGAUUGAUAGCCCAAAUAGUCCUGUUCCUGACUUAAAACAAGACGAAAAUGACAAUGAAGUGAAACCAUUGAAGGAGAAUUCUUGUACUUCUCAACCUGGUGAAGGAAAAAAGGGAGAGGAAAAUGACAGAGAAAACAAGGUACCCAUUUCAAGUGUCAGAAAAAGUGAACAGAAAAUUAAAAAAGUGAAAAUACCCAAUCAUAUGAAUACGACUGACGGAAAGAAGAAAUGUAAGAGGAAGAAUCAUUCGGGAAAGUCUGAGAGAACAACAUGUAAAGUUACAAAGUCAAAAAUCAAGAUUGAAAACAAUGGAAACAGUGACACAAUUUCUGCCGCGAGAUUCAAAACAAAAUUGCAAAGAUUUUGCAACGUAGUGCAAGUAAAGAAAUCAAGGAAAGGAAAAUUAGAGUUUUUUACAGGCUGUAUACCAAUUUUCUUGAUGUGUGGUACAGAGGAAUUUCUAAUGUUAAACGAGACUGAGGAAGACAACGUAGUCUUUUUCCUUAUCAAAGAAAAUGGCCAAAUUAUUUCUAUUCUUGCAGAUUUUCUUCUUCCUGGAAAUUACCUUAUAAAUAGAUUGUUUUCUGAUUACAAGUUUGACUCUUGUCCAGAUGACUUUAUGAACUUGUACCCUGAAAGCAGGUUAUCAUUACAAGUAAAACUUCUGUCUCCAUAUUUAUCUUCCACAACGGACCCAUUUGAGGGUCACCAUUUUAUCAUGAUUGGUCAUAUUAAACAGGAGCCUGUUCAUUACAUUGUUGAAGAAAAUUCUGACCUGAAAGCAGUGGUGGAAGAAUUUGAACAAGAGAACUGGGAGAGUUGUUUUGAAUCCUCCGUGGAAAACAAUAAAUGCGACCACCUGUUUUAUUGCAUGAUAAUGUCUGUGUUGUGGAAGAUGAAUACACAGAUUAAUGUCCGAAAGAGAAAAUUUAAAAUGAGGAUACAGUUUGUAGACGAACUGAAGAGAAAAAAGAAAAAGUCUGGUGACAAUUUAAAGACAAGUGAUGUUGUUGAGGUAACAGGGGAAGAAGAGGAGGAAGAUAUUUCUGAACAUGAAGACGAUUCUACAUGAUAGGAAAAUCAAUAGCGUAUUAGAAGGCAAUUUAAUGUGUACUGAUAGUGUCUGUAUGGGGUAAGUUUACAUGUGAUGAAAUAAAAAAUUAUUCAAACUGUUUUUAUCAUCACCCACCUUUGAAAAAUAUAUCUGUACAAAUGUGAUUUUUUAAUAUCUUAUAUAUAUAUAUUUUUUGAAAUACCCGAGCAAUUUCUGGUAAGCUAGGUGUUUUUUUUAAUUCCUUUUUGAUAUUUUUAUGCAUGAAAAGAUAAUUGCGAGUUGCAUUCUGUACUUAGUAAAGUAAAAAAUGUCCUGCCUUAGCUUACAUGUACAUAUGUAAGAUAAGUCUUUUAUGGACUUUGCAAGUAUUCAGUUUUUCUUAACUGAAGAGUUGCUUAUUGCAAUAUUUAUCAUAGCUUUAUAUGACGCAUAAAGCUAGAUCUAUUUAAUUUAUUCUGAAUCUUAACGUUCUAUAUUCUACUCAUUGCUUUUAUCUUUAUGUUGCAUCAGCGUAUGUGGUCUUGACUCUAUCUUCUUAUUGUAUGGUGUUUGCUUUUACCUUUUUGCUGUAUGGUGUUUGAUUUUAUCUUCACGUUCUAUUUCUAUAAAAAGAAAUUUAAAAAAAAUA